GUCGAUGAAUCCAACAGUUUUGCUUACACAAUGAACAGCAUCCUCGGCAAGAUCGUGACAGGUCGAACAGACUGUAUCACCAGUGCUUGGGGACCGUGGUCACCAUGCAGCGGUCCGUGCAGCAGUGGUAGUCGAAAGAGGACGCGAACGGUUCUCGCCUCACCGAUGUUCAACGGCAGCAGCUGCGGAGACCUGGUCGAGAGGCAAAGCUGUAUAUCGCCGUCAUGCACCGCUGACAAUCAAAUCAAUCUACUAUGUCAAAACGCACCCUUGAAUUCCUACCAGCCGAUCGGCCAAUGUCCAACGAAGUACGUCUACUGCCCGGCUGUUGGAACGGCCAGGGUGUUAUCAUGUCCUUUUGACCAGGCGUUCAGCGUCGAGAAGCAGAUAUGCGUCCCAAAGAAUAUGCUGAGAGGAUGCUUGCCUCCUUCCGGGAACUUCUGCGUCGGCAAGCCGAACGGUGCCUAUCCAAUGUGCUCCUGUUGCACUGACUACAUUCUGUGCUGGCAGGGAAUGUCGAAGACCAUGCGGUGCGGAAUGAACGAAGUUUUCCAACAGUACCCGUACGGUAGCUGCGUUCCGCGAAACGAAAAUCUCUGCCCCAGAUCAGCGCCGUUGUAG
Soboliphyme baturini is the source of this 621-nucleotide messenger RNA. The record is from the annotation of a GenBank genome assembly. NCBI's taxonomy places the organism in Eukaryota, Metazoa, Nematoda, Enoplea, Dioctophymatida, Soboliphymatidae.